Emiliania huxleyi CCMP1516 is the source of this 462-nucleotide messenger RNA. RefSeq lists its product as hypothetical. The coding region runs from base 1 to 462 and encodes 153 amino acids. The record is from RefSeq and is a predicted model, not a curated record. The transcript is spliced from 2 exons. Lineage: Eukaryota; Haptophyta; Isochrysidales; Noelaerhabdaceae.
AUGGUCCCUUUCGAGCGGCGGGAAAGAGAUGAGGAGAUGGGACAGCAAAGGAGGAGGCACAAACACGUAUGGGAGGGUUCAGUCGUGCGCGAGAGCGGGAAUCUUUUCGCCUCCCAGCCGACGCUCGCGCUAGAGCUCUUCUCGUCGCUCGCCUCUCGGAUGCUCGUCGGUCGAGGCGUCGUGUGUGCCCUCUGCGUCGCCGCCUCGACAUUCCAUCCUCCGGCACUCGCUGCACAAAUUGACAGCAGCUCGCCGGCCGCAGUCGCUGCUAUCUCGACGGACAGCGCGCCCGCGCGAAGCCGGGACGGCCGGUUCGUCGAGGUUACAAAGCAGCAGGCUGAGGCACUCAGGGAAGCGGCGAGCAAGGAGAAGUUGCCGACACCGCCGCCCGGGUCGGACCUCGAGCAGAUGCUUUCGGCCGGGGGCGGCGGCAGCACCGAUCCACGGGCCCAUGCGAGGUGA